AUGCAUAUUGCAUUGCGGUCGAUCAAGGAGCAAGGCGGAAGUUCAAGGAAUUUAUUACGAAAUUGCCGUCAUGUUUUAGCAACAUUGUUGCCUUCAUCACUUUGGGGAUCGUUUGGUAUUCUUGAGAAUGUCUACAAAUGUUUCAAGAUACUCACCGAAAUGAAGCAUCCAUGGAAGUACUACCAGGGAAUACAUCCGCCUGUUCCACUGUACAAAUCAGCGAUGUCAGUGGCCAUUCCUCGUCGAGCUGCAAGAUUUAUGUUGCAGAGCAGAAAAGUGGAGGCUCUGCUCAAUUAUCUCAGCCAGACCUGGGUCCCAGAUGAAUCGUUCUGGACGACCGUAGCUGGAAAUGCUGUCUUGAUGAAAGUUCCCGGUUCCUAUCGAGCUCGAGAUAUUCUGUGGCUACGUAAGCACCUAUUUAUGACACCUCCAACUACAAACAGUGUCGACAAUAUUGGAACAAGCUACAUUGGACGAUAUCAAGUGUGGGAGUGGCAAAAACCAUGCAGAGGACGUAUAAUAAGCUGGUCAUGCGUAUUUGGAGUACUGGACGUACCGGAAGUGGUGAAACGACCAGAACUUGUUGUGCACAAAGUUUACCUAGACACUGAACCAGCAGCUUUCAUAUGUUUGCUCAAGGAAGUACGAAAACGUGCUCACAAUCCGGUAGAUUUCGACGCAAGAAGCUAUGCUGAGAUGCCGACAGUCGAACUAAGCAAUGGCAAGCGGAUCACUGAGCUGAAACAUCCAGAGUGGCUAAUGCGAAGUUCAUUCUAUCGCCCUGAUCCCUUAAUCAAUUUUUGUGAUUACCUCAAGAGCGCUGAAUUCAGCUAUGUUACUGGUACACCUGUCGAGACAAUAAAUUUGAACUGUGAUACGGUCUUUAAUGGAGGACCUGAUCUUAUCAAGUACAAGCGGUGGACUUUUAAGUAUAGCGCAAUAGAAAAGGACCUCUACGAAUCGGCCGACACAUGUGACACAAUCCGGCGAUAUUUUAUUUUUGAAGACGCUCCUUUAUCAGAAGAGGAAGCCAACUAUCCGUUAGCCUAUGGGUUUCUGAUUUACAAAGACAUUGUGCAGGUGAUGCUUGAACUCAGCAUUUUCUACCAUCCUCAGAACGCUUACUGUAUAAUGGUCGACCAAGGUGCGAGUCGGGAGUUUAAGAACUUCAUUACGAAAUUGCCAUCCUGCUUCAACAAUACAGCUACAUUUUACCUAUCGGGUGCAGAUCUUCCUUUGCGUACAAAUCUCGAAAUGGUGCGGAUAAUGAAUGCGCUGAAUGGAUCAAUCAAUACCGAUGUUGAGGAAUUCGAGAUCGAUCGAUAUCGGAUGAUGGAGGUUGUGUUGUGCAUUGAUAAUGGAAUCCAUCCCCCUGUUCCACUGUACAAAUCGGCCAUGUCAGUGGCAAUUCCUCGUAAAGCAGCGAAUUUCAUGUCGAAAAGUAAAAAAGUGAAGGCUCUUCUCACUUAUCUGAACGAGACAUGGGUUCCCGAUGAGUCGUUCUGGACGACCGUCGCAGGAAAUGCAGUAUUGAUCAGAGCUCCUGGUUCAUUUCGGGCCCGAGAUAUUCUGUGGCUUCGUAAACAUCUUACUAUGACGCCGACAAACUAUCAGAGUGUCGAGCACGUUGGCACCAGCUACAUUGGACGAUAUCAGGUAUGGGAAUGGCAAAAACCGUGUGGAGGACGGAUAGCUAGUUGGUCGUGCGUGUUUGGAGUACGAGACAUGAAAGAAGUAGUGCGGCGGCCGGAGCUUGUUGCUCAUAAGCUGUACCUCGAUCAAGAACCAGCAGCUUACUUAUGCCUACUAAAGGAGAUACGCAGGCGAAGUUAUAGUCCAACUGAUUUUGAUGCAACAAGUUAUGCCGAAAUGCCAACGGUAGAACUAAGUAAUGGAAAACGGAUAACUGAGCUAAAACAUCCGGACUGGCUGAUGCGAAGCUCAUUCUAUCGCCGAUGA
Messenger RNA from Ostertagia ostertagi, 1959 nucleotides. Lineage: Eukaryota; Metazoa; Nematoda; Chromadorea; Rhabditida; Trichostrongylidae. The record is from the annotation of a GenBank genome assembly.